AUGUCUCUCGCAACUUUGGAUGUGAGGUCUCCUCGUGAACUGAUUAACCGCAUCCCCACCAUCACGCUGACCUCAAACCAGACCACAGCGCACCCCAAUCUCCCCACAGCAUCCGCAACAUUGUUUCGGGCCAAGGCAGCUCGCAAACUCAGCUUCGAGAGAAUCGGUGAACACCUCGGUCGAAGUGAAGUCGCCGCGGCCGCUAUUUUUUACGGCCAGGCCAAGGCGUCGCAGGAAGAUAUCGAAAAGUUGGCCAGUCUACUUGGAAUCCCUCAGCAGCCCCUGGAGGACCAGCUUGACGGCUUCCCCGAUCGCGGUCGUUCCGUUGAGAUGCCACCGAAGGAGCCCCUGAUUUAUCGACUGUAUGAGAUCGUGCAGAACUAUGGUUAUGCCUACAAGGCAGUUCUCAAUGAGAAGUUUGGGGAUGGGAUUAUGAGUGCGAUCUCGUUUUCGACAAAGGUUGAUAAGGAGAUUGACGACCAGGGUAACAGCUGGGCUAUCAUUACUUUACGUGGUAAAUGGUUGCCCUACUCUCGAUUCUGA
Molecule: messenger RNA, 543 nt
Organism: Penicillium paradoxum
Lineage: Eukaryota; Fungi; Ascomycota; Eurotiomycetes; Eurotiales; Aspergillaceae
Gene: cyn1
Product: putative cyanate hydratase
Exons: 2
Coding region: 1-543 (180 amino acids)
Molecular function (GO): cyanate hydratase activity; DNA binding
Source: RefSeq, a predicted model, not a curated record